CGAAGCUCUUAGCACAAUGGAUCAACCACACUCGAGUGAAAAAGCUUUAGGAUUAGCAACUGACGAUCCGAAAACGCUGCAAACUGACCUUUUGGCUGUUGAAUUUGAAGAAAAAGUCGCCAUCGACGACCCAGAGAAAUAUGAUUCAGGCACAUUAGAUCCGACAGCAGCAGCAGCAUCAUCUGAUGAAUUGGUAUCUAUUGAUAACGACUCAGAAGACGGGGAUAUGCCUGAACCACCAUCCAAUAUCACAGAAUCACCUAAGCAAGAGGCGCAAAUCAAUAUGCUCAGCACACCCAUCGGUUCACCGCCCUUUAAUCUACCACGUACACCAGACGACGACGCCAUCAAAAACGAUCAGGAAUUUGAGCACAUUAUAACCCAGUUUGAUGAAACAGCUCACAAAGACGGCACUCAUGCUCAAAACGCGGAAAACUUGCCGAGCCGACGACGCUCAUCGGCUGACGCACCUCAGCACCGCCGGCCUAGCGCUCGAUCUGAAGAAAUAAGUACAGACAUACCAUUUGACUUCAAUAGGUUCUUAGAGCAAAUGAAGAGGCGAGGAGCAAUACCUAUUACCAAAUACUUUAAAAGCUUCUUGCAAGCAUUUGAUCGUCGGCCUUGGACUGUCAAUGAGCAAAUAAAAAUCAUUCAAGACUUCCUUGAUUUCAUUCAUGGAAAGAUGCAGGAGUGUGAUGUCUGGAAGGAUGCAAGCGAUCAGGAAUUUGAAAAUGCAAAGGAAGGCAUGGAGAAACUGGUUAUGAACAGACUCUUCCACCUCACAUUUUCACCAAACACGACUGAUGACAAGGAACGAGAUGAGAUAUUGUACCAUAAGAUUCGAAUAUUUUCGUGGAUCACAGAAGAGCAUCUCGAUAUACCUGUUACUCAGCACAAUGAGUCGUUUUUAACAUUUGCAGAAUCUGAGCUUUUGAAAAUUAACAAUUACAAGGCGCCAAGGGACAAACUUAUUUGCAUAUUGAACUGCUGCAAAGUGAUCUUCGGUCUCAUCAAGCAUGUGGAAGGCGACGCUGGCGCUGACAAGUUCCUGCCAAUCCUGAUAUAUGUUGUAUUAAAAUCAAAUCCUCCAAAACUAGUAUCUAAUGUACAAUAUAUCAAUCGAUUCCGCAAUCCAGAUCAACUUCAAUCAGAGGGCGGCUACUAUCUCACAAAUUUAAUGGGCGCUAUUGCGUUUAUAGAGUCUUUGGAAGCAAAGUCACUGUCAAUCACUCAAGAAGAAUUUGACAGCAAUAUCGAGAGCACCAUGAAAGAAUUGGAAAAGGAGAGGCCAUUAGAGGCGGUGAAGGAGAAAGUCAAUUACGAUAAUGCUAUACAUCCUUCUCAGUCACCACGACCAGGAUCGUCACAAUCGCAACAACCACUGAUCGACCCAGUCAAAGCUGCUGCUCUGUUAGAGAAGGGAAGUUCGUUUGCUCAAAAGACCAUGCAAAAGCCACUCAACUUCAUGGGCAAGAUACUUCAGAACUUGAAUGACUCCAGUCGUCCAUCCACCCCGGAUUCAGAUGAUGAAUAUCAAGGCUAUCAAAGAAACACUGGGUACGAUGAAAAUCAACGAAGGCAGCAGUCACCACCAGCACAGUAUAAUUCAGCCAGUGGAUGGCCGUCAGAAAACCAUGCUACAUGGAGUCAACACGUCGAGCCCACCCGAGAUAUACAAGAUUACAAUCAAUAUCGAGAAUAUCUCUAUCAACAGCAACAACAACAACAACAACAACAACAGCAACAACAACAUUAUCAGCAACAACAGCAAUACCAACAGCCGCAGGAGCACUAUCGCCGCCAAGUAUACCAGCAACAGCAACAACCCCCCUCCGCAGCACAAUGGCAACAAUAUCCUGGUGCAGCCGGGCAAUGGUCAACACCACCACAUGCUAAUCCCAACCCGACAAACACUUCUCCACCACAGCCGCGACAAACCAUCAGCCCCCAAGAGUUCCAGGAUAAUCUGGCUACACUGACAGCUAUAUUCCCAAAUGUUGAACAAGAUGUCAUUUUUAUGAUAUUGCAAGCCAACGAUGGCCAGUUAUCUCAGACCAUUGAUAUAAAAGUUUGUUGGAUAUCUCAGAUCAAAGCGUACCGGAGCCUACUGAAGACAUACCUACCCCAAGGGAGGACGCAGCUACUGAAGAGCUUUUAAUAGAACAUGACGAUGCACCACCCCCAGUGCCUGCAAAGGAGAACAAGGCAGAAGAAGACCUUAUUGAAUUCUAGAAAGUUAGCUAGCUUAUCAGUGUGGAGUGUGAACCCCCCAUUUCGGCGUUUAAAAUCCACCAAAAACGUCCAUAUCCCCGUUGUAUCGUUUUGACGUUCAAAGAUAAAUCCAAAAUUGUCUUCUCAUUUCUAAAUGUCUUACGACGACCCUGUCUCUCCUAGAGAUAUUCCUCGGCGAAGGCCAUCCUUUGCCAGCAACUUAGCGCAUAGUGUAGAAUCCUGGAGCUCAUCCUAUGCUAGAUCGCUUCAUUACUUGAGUGAAAACCUAACCGGAGUCCAUGACAUUGACGCCGAUGAAGAGAUACAAAACGUGGUGUUUGGAACGAACAAUGCAUCCCCUU
Messenger RNA from Umbelopsis ramanniana AG, 2573 nucleotides. RefSeq lists its product as uncharacterized. The transcript has 11 exons. The record is from RefSeq and is a predicted model, not a curated record. Gene Ontology annotation, biological process: vesicle-mediated transport. NCBI's taxonomy places the organism in Eukaryota, Fungi, Mucoromycota, Umbelopsidomycetes, Umbelopsidales, Umbelopsidaceae. Gene Ontology annotation, cellular component: endocytic vesicle; cytosol. Gene Ontology annotation, molecular function: guanyl-nucleotide exchange factor activity; small GTPase binding. The coding region runs from base 17 to 2158 and encodes 713 amino acids.